Messenger RNA from Papaver somniferum (opium poppy), 1907 nucleotides. RefSeq names its product GPCR-type G protein COLD1-like. The transcript has 13 exons. Gene Ontology annotation, cellular component: membrane. NCBI's taxonomy places the organism in Eukaryota, Viridiplantae, Streptophyta, Magnoliopsida, Ranunculales, Papaveraceae. Gene Ontology annotation, biological process: response to abscisic acid. Bases 149 to 1552 code for a protein of 467 amino acids. Gene Ontology annotation, molecular function: abscisic acid binding. The record is from RefSeq and is a predicted model, not a curated record.
UGUAAUCUGAAGCAAUUAUCUCAUGCCGCGAAACUCAGAAAGAGUGAAAGCGAAGGGAGAGAGAACAUUUUAGGGAAGUAAUAAAUGAUUCCCCUGAAAAAACAAACUGAAUCAACGAUCUAGGGUUUGAGGGAAGAAGAAGAGGGAAAUGGGUUGGGGAUGGACGAUCUAUGAAGGAGUUGUUAUAACAGGGUCUCUUUCGUUACUUGGAUGGGCAGGACUUUGGUUUCUUAAUAGAAGAUUAUAUAAAGAGUAUGAAGAAAAAAGGGCUCUCGUUCAGAUCCUUUUUAGUGUUGUUUUCGCUUUCUCUUGCAAUCUUUUUCAACUUGUUCUUUUUGAGAUCCUUCCGGUUCUUUCUAAGGAGGCAAGAUGGAUAAAUUGGAAGGUGGAUUUGUAUUGCUUGAUACUGUUAUUGGUUUUUAUGUUGCCGUACUAUCAUUGCUAUUUGAUGCUUCGCAACAGCGGAGUAAGAAGGGAAAGAGCCGUGGUUGGUGCCAUCUUAUUCUUGUUGGCGUUUCUUUAUGCUUUUUGGCGCAUGGGCAUUCACUUUCCGAUGCCUGAUAAAGGGUUUUUCACCAUGGCUCAGUUGGUUAGCAGAAUUGGAGUAAUAGGUGUGACUGUCAUGGCUGUGCUAUCUGGUUUUGGUGCUGUCAAUCUGCCUUACAGUUACCUAUCUCUCUUCAUCAGGGAGAUUGAGGAAACAGAUAUCAAAGCUUUGGAAAGACAGUUGAUGCAAUCAAUUGAGACUUGCAAUGCAAAGAAAAAGAAAAUCAUUCUAUCUCAGAUGGAGAUGGAGCGAAUUCAAGAAUCUGAAGAGAAAGUAAAAUCUAGAUCUUUUCUGAAGCGUUUUGUUGGAACAGUUGUUCGUUCGGUUCAGGAGGAUAAGAAAGAGCAGGAUAUUAAAAGCAUGGAAGCAGAGGUACAAGCCCUAGAAGAGCUUUCAAAGCAGCUAUUCUUGGAGAUUUAUGAGCUACGCCAAGCUAAGGAAGCUGCUGCAUAUUCUCGAACCUGGAGGGGUCACUUACAGAAUCUACUGGGUUAUGCUUGUUCCGUUUAUUGUGUUUAUAAAAUGAUAAAGUCUUUGCAGAGUGUUGUUUUCAAGGAUUCUGGUUCAGUUGAUCCUGUGACAAUGACAAUCAGCAUAUUUUUGCAGUACUUCGAUAUAGGCAUAAAUGCUGCACUGCUAUCUCAAUAUAUCUCUCUGCUAUUCAUUGGAAUGCUGGUGGUGAUAUCUAUCCGAGGCUUCUUGUCAAAUCUAAUGAAGUUCUUCUUUGCAGUUUCCAGAGUUGGUAGUGGAGGAUCAUCGACUAAUGUUGUAUUGUUUCUGUCUGAAAUAAUGGGAAUGUAUUUUAUAGCGUCAAUUCUGUUAAUAAGGAAGAGUUUAGCAACCGAUUACAGGAUAAUCAUCACUGAUGUAUUGGGUGGUGACAUUCAGUUCGAUUUCUACCAUAGAUGGUUCGAUGCAAUUUUUGUAGCCAGUGCUUUCCUCUCCGUGCUCUCAUUUUCAGCACAUUACACGUCUCGCCAAGCUGACAAGCACCCAAUUGAUUAAUUCUUGUUUAAAAUGUGUAAUUCGUUAUAUCGAUUGUCUCAAUCUGGCUUUUGUAUGCCUCAGGUUUGUUCAGGGACGAUUUGGGCACCUCUAUGUUUUUAUUUAUAGGGGUCGCCCUGCAUCAUUAUAGAGUUGUCUGUAUUAGGUUGAGAAGUCCAAUUUAUAUGUGCCCUAGUCGAUUCCUCAACUCAGGUCUUCUUUCGACCAAUCUCCACUGUAGAAUGUAGAUAUUAUUACUCUGGAGAUAUUAUACCCCUUCAUUUGUUGUACCCAUAAUCAAGAUCCCUUUCUGUAAUGACAAUUUGUUUAUCAAAAUUAUUUCGAGUAUGUAAUAUAAGUGAUAAAACAAAUAGUA